CAACUCUCUGAACGCAUCCUCAGGGAACUCUCCCUCUCCCUCACACAUGCACACGCGUUCGCGCGCGCACACGCACACUCACACGCACGGGCGCUCAUAUAGGAGGAUCCCGGCAGAGAGGCUGCCAGUGAACUGCAGAGCGCGCACCGGACCGGCUCGUUAACUUGUCCGCUUCUUCUCCUCCGUCCCCUUCGCUCUCGGGCAGCUUCAGUAGGAGCGACACAUCUGAACACCGGGUGAAGAAGAGACUCCUCCAGACAGCCUCAGACUGGUCGUCAUCGACUAGUUUUACUCCGGAGACUGCGGAUUUUUAUCCUUGAUCGUUUCCAGUGGAUACCGAGAGUGCGCACCGCCUCCCGGAGACAAACAAAGUCCACGGACACUAAAGUCUGCGGUUAUUUGCGCUACAGCUGGGAAAUAAAAGCCUCUGUCCGUGUGUCGGUCCGGCUGAUUUGUCUGCCCUCCCUCCGGCUUAACUGCACCGGUCAGACUUGGAAAGAGCAACAGCCUCCACCGGCGCAUCAGUGAGGUAGAAAAGCCCCACAUCAAGCUGCAACCAUGGAUGAGAUGGACCUGCCCCAGAUGAAGAAGGAGGUGGAGAGCCUCAAGUACCAGCUGGCCUUCAAACGAGAGAAGUCCUCCAAAACAGUCACUGACUUGGUGAAGUGGAUAGAGGACGGCGUCCCAGAGGAUCCCUUCCUGAACCCGGAGCUGAUGAAGAACAACCCAUGGGUGGAGAAAGGAAAGUGCAUCCUUCUUUAGAAGAAACCAACCAACCCUGCCACGACCUUUCGAGUAUAACCGCCCUGACCAACACACACCUACAGAUGAGCCCCCCACCCCCCCGAACCUGACCCUGCUGACCCGUCCUGCGAAAGCCACGACUGGACAGCGCCUCCUAACCUCUCACCGUGAAUGUACAACAGCUCAUAUCCCCCAACUUCCCUGAACACACACUCCAACAAGGGCACAGAAAAACACACUGACAGAGACACACAGUCAAACACUAUAAUUCCAAGAGUUUUGGGGUUUUUCUCUGACUGCCACACAUUCACUGCAAGUUUAAUCCUGCCACGGCAAUGCAUCAUCAUUACUAUACUAUAUGACGAUGAUGAUCAAUACUCUUAUUACAUGUAUAGAUAUAUGAUGACUUAUUUAUGCAGCUGCUAGUCACAAGCUUUCUCUCGUCACUUACAAUCUUUACUCUCGAUUGUGAGAAUUGCAGUUUUACUUCCUUUUUUUGGUGUUUUUUUCUCCAUCUCUGACGAGUUGUAAUAAACUGCAGAGUCACAUUCACACUGCCGGACAGCAGAUCCGCUGGGCUAAUUUGGCUCGUACAAAAUGAUCACUUUCGUAAAAAACCCAAAGCUAACUUUUGGUACUUUUUCAAUUGAAAGUUAAUAAAUGGUGUAAUACUGUGGUUUACAAAAGUGUUGACACCUGAUUGAAACUAUCUUAAACAGCCUAGAAUGAUGUUUAAUGAGAUGAUCAUUCAUUGGCUUACAGACUAGGGUUUGCCCCAAGAUAGAAAUCAGCCUUGCGCAACACGUUAGGACCCUGUGUACAUUACAAGGACAUUGAGACUGAUGAUUGUAGUGUAUAUGACCAUCUUCUCAAGUGUAUUUGCAUGCUUUAAGUUAAGCUAAGUUAAGAUGCUUGUUCGUCAUCAUAAAGCUUUUGGCUGCCGUGUACACUUCAUUACAAUUGUCACUGCUUCUUGGAUGUACUGGUUCUUUGACACCCGUGCUAACUCGAGUGUAAAUGGUCACUUCAUCCUCACUGAAGGCACUUCCUAUCCAACGCGGGGUCACUUGUAACAUCAUAUCCCCAUGAUGCAAGCCAUUCUAACACCAGAAAUUACUUUGUGACCAAUUUUAAGUCUUUAUAGGUUCUUAUGGUGCUAAUGUGUUUUUUGGUUACACAUACAACACCGUUGUUACAGGUCUUUUUGACAGAUAGGACAAGGGUUCGUUGUUAUGUGCAAACAGGCAUGUUAAUCGCGUAAAGGUUUCAGCGUGCUUGAAACGAACUAGCUCGUAGGCAGUGUCCAAAGUGUUUGUAGCUGUUUUCCCGAACUCACAGAGACAGCUGAGGCCUUUACACAGAAGACAGAACACACACGAGUUAAGAAGAGUUCAACUUGAUGGCAAAACUAACUCGCAGCUAUCCUCCCAGCGUGACUCCCACAGUUUUCAUACGUAGUUCGGAUUUCACACCACUUGCAAAGCAUGGUUCAUCAUAUUUACAUUCCGAGGACGGGAUCUGUAGCCAGCGUUGUUUUGCUUUCAAUGUCAUUAGGUCAGGAAAGUGUCAUAGCAGCUCUGUUUGUGUUAGCUAUGGGUCUCUCAAGGGGGUUUUGAGUUUACUGCUCCCUCUCCUCCUUAGCUACAGCCCCCAGGGACAACACACAAACACACACACGCACAUACACACACGCGCACAUACAGGCACUCAACAUGUAGAUGAAACCCUGCACACAUACGAUCUCUCACCACUCCACACAUGUACAGACGGACCCCUUUAACUUAUUAACUUAUUGAUCAAUCGGUAGUUUAUUUAUUUAUUUAUUUAUUGACGAGACAUUUUCUCUCACCUAGGUUUUUGUUUCCCAUGCCUGCACUCCCUCCUCCUCAUACCCCACCUCAAGAGAAAAAACAAAAAACAAAACAGAAAAUGACCAAAAAAUCGACUACACCUUGCCAGAUCACCAUCUACUACUGCCUUGUACACAGUUUCCUUAAAACAAGAAUGUAAAUAUGUGGCAUGAUCACCGCUGACCUCAGAACUGGCCUGCGUGUGCGUGCAUGCGACUGUAAUUGUGUGUUUAUGUGCAUAUUGUUUUUUUUUUCUUUUUUUUUUCCUCAAAAGAGUGCAUACGUUUGGACGGUAGGCUCCCUUGCAGAUUGUGAAAAGCACACACACAUUCACGUGCACACGUGCAGCUGUGUCACACACACAGGCAGGCCUGAGGCCGAGCAGAUCUACAAAAAUCGCACUCGCACACACACUGCAUAGUGAGAAUGUGUAUGAGGGGAGGAGUGGCAAGGAUGUGGGAUUUCUCUAAAUGACUCGGGACAGGGGAGCCUCACAUCAUCUCAGUACUGUAAUGAGUCUCAUUAUAUAGAUUUUCUUCAAGAUGACCCAGUUCCCUAAAGGCUACUCAGUGCUCAGAUGACAUUGGUCCUAUUAUGUGUAUCUGCAAAUAUUUAAUUUUCCUCUUUUUUUAAAAUUACUAUUUGGUCAGUGAUGUGCUAAUAAAGUGUUUUUUUUUUUAUUGAACAUGCCUGCAUCUAUCCAAGACUGUACUUCUUACUUCCUGUUUUUUUAAUUGUUGUUAUUAUUAUUAUUAUUGUAUUUAUUAAAAUACGCUUGGGGAAAACAGUAACAAAUGAAAAAGUAAAAACUGUACUAUUGUACCUGAAGUCAGGCCAGUGAAUUUAGGAUGUCCAGUACAACAUCAAGCAUAUAUGCAACAUGAUGACUCCAACUGAAGCCAUUUUAGAAGUCCCAAUGUUAGUUGAGAUGCACCCCUAUAUUUUGGAAAUGACCUUUUUUUGUUAUUUUUUUAAUAGUUUAGGUGUUGGAAAGUACAAUGUGUGUGAAUUAGCUGAAUGAUAUAUAGUCCCAGCAUUCAUGAUGAAUGCAUAGACUUCUAAAAUGGCUUCCAGGCUCUGAGCUUCAGAUUUGUAGCUUUUCCAGUGUUAGCUAAAAAUGUUGAUGUUAGGAUUCUGUGGUCCCAAACUUUUUUUUUUUUUAG
Molecule: messenger RNA, 3757 nt
Organism: Acanthopagrus latus (yellowfin seabream)
Lineage: Eukaryota; Metazoa; Chordata; Actinopteri; Spariformes; Sparidae
Gene: gng13b
Product: guanine nucleotide binding protein (G protein), gamma 13b
Exons: 3
Coding region: 559-762 (67 amino acids)
Biological process (GO): sensory perception of taste; phospholipase C-activating G protein-coupled receptor signaling pathway
Cellular component (GO): heterotrimeric G-protein complex
Molecular function (GO): G-protein beta-subunit binding
Source: RefSeq, a predicted model, not a curated record